CGUGACGUCAUCAACGUGCGCAGAAACCACAUGGCUUGUUGGCAGAUCCAGUUCUUGCGUUUUGGUUCACGACUUGUCAUUUGUAUACAGUAGUUUAUCCACAAUUUUACAAGUGUAUUUCAUCCAUCAUGAGUUCUCAAAUUACUUGUAUCGGCUGGGUGAAGCAAGGUGCUGCCAAGGAAAUUCCGGACAAAGUUGAAUUGAGUCAGGAGGAGCUGCAACGCAUCAUCAAUGAGACGAAGGAGGAGCUGGGGGAACAAGCAGCAGAGGAGGAGGAGGAUGCCGGCAUUGUAGCUGACGAUGAUAUUGGCGAUGUUGCCGCAGCGCAAAAUGAAGAAGAGGAUGAACUUGGAGAAUAUGACCUGGAUAAAUAUGAUGAAGAGGACAUAGCAACGGCCAACCUUGGGGACAGCCUGGCUGGGCUCACCGUGUUCUGCUCGAAUGACGAGGACCCUUACAUCACGCUCAAAGAUACUGAUCAAUAUGAGCGAGACGAAUUCCAAAUCAAGCCCACCGACAACCUCAUCCUUUCUGGCAAGGCUGACAAGGACUGCUGCAACCUGGAAAUCUAUGUGUACAACGCCGAGGAGGACUCUCUGUACGUGCACCACGACAUUCUGUUGCCGGCGUACCCACUAAGCAUCGAGUGGCUCAACUUUGAUCCAAACCCUGAGGAAACUCUAUCUAACUACGCCGCCGUGGGAAAUAUGACGCCGCAGAUCGACGUGUGGGACCUGGAUGUGGUGGACUGCCUGGAGCCCGCGUUCACGCUGGGAAGCAAAGAGGCGGCCAAGAAGAAGAAAAAGAGCAAGAAGGGUGCAUCCGCAGAGACUGUGGAAGGACACACUGAUGCAGUGUUGGAUUUGUCCUGGAAUAAGCUGGUCAGGAAUGUCUUAGCCAGCGGAUCAGCAGACGCAUCGGUUAUCCUGUGGGAUCUGUCUCAAGGCAAACCCGCCACCACCCUCCACAGACACGCUGAUAAAGUUCAGACGUUGACUUUCCACCCAUUUGAGGCGCAGACUCUCCUGUCGGGAUCAUAUGACAAGACGGCCCUCCUGUACGACUGCCGCAGCCCGGACGGCUACCGCACGUGGCGAUUCAGCGGUCAAGUUGAGCGCUUGGUGUGGAACCACUUUUCACCGUGUAACUUCCUGGCCAGCACGGAGGAUGGCUUUGUGUACUGUCUGGAUGCGCGCGCCGAUAAACCCAUUUUCACACUGAAGGCACAUGAUGAAGAAGUGUCAGGUUUGGAUCUCAGCAGCCAGAUUAAAGGCUGCUUGGUGACGUCGUCGGCAGACAAGCACGUCAAGAUCUGGGACAUUUUGGGGAGCAAACCCAUUCUGGUGCAUUCGAGGGACAUGAAAAUGGGCGUGGUGUUCUGUGCGGCAUGUUGUCCCGAUCGGCCCUUCACAUACGCUUUUGGGGGACAGAGAGACGGCUUGCGGGUUUGGGAUAUAAGUGAUGUUGCAGCAGUGGCUGCGACGUUUGGUAGUCGGGAGCGCUUGGUGGUGAAUGCAGGAUCUGAAACAUCCGCAGCUGCAGCAGUGAUGGACACCUCGUAGUGGCACGACGACAGUCUGCUCAUAUCAAAAUACUUGUACUUUUUCAUUUACAACAAUGUGCUUUCACGGCAAAUUCUUGUUAGAUUCUCAAAGACGCAAGUUCAUAUAUGCAUUCAUAUUGUUGGAAUUACCAGUUUGUUGCUGAAGGCUGCAAAUCCUUUGUACAGUUCCCAGAAUGCCAAACUAAUACAGUUUACAUAUUUACUGGUAUAACUGUUAAUCAAAAUGUUGUAUAUCCAAUGUAUAAAUACAGUUUUUGAAUAUGCUAGCUUAA
Phyllopteryx taeniolatus (common seadragon) is the source of this 1836-nucleotide messenger RNA. RefSeq names its product PWP1 homolog, endonuclein (gene pwp1). Gene Ontology annotation, cellular component: nucleus. Gene Ontology annotation, biological process: rRNA processing. The record is from RefSeq and is a predicted model, not a curated record. The coding region runs from base 129 to 1562 and encodes 477 amino acids. Gene Ontology annotation, molecular function: protein binding. NCBI's taxonomy places the organism in Eukaryota, Metazoa, Chordata, Actinopteri, Syngnathiformes, Syngnathidae. The transcript is spliced from 15 exons.